This is a messenger RNA of Moesziomyces antarcticus, 840 nucleotides long. Its product is annotated as mRNA triphosphatase CET1. Bases 1 to 840 code for a protein of 279 amino acids. Gene Ontology annotation, cellular component: mRNA capping enzyme complex. The transcript has 6 exons. The record is from RefSeq and is a predicted model, not a curated record. NCBI's taxonomy places the organism in Eukaryota, Fungi, Basidiomycota, Ustilaginomycetes, Ustilaginales, Ustilaginaceae. Gene Ontology annotation, molecular function: polynucleotide 5'-phosphatase activity. Gene Ontology annotation, biological process: polynucleotide 5' dephosphorylation; 7-methylguanosine mRNA capping.
AUGUCUUCGCCACAGCAGCAGCAGCUGCCUCCAGAGCGCUCGAUCUUCGGCGUGGACCCGCUCGAUGACUUUGCGACCAUGGUGGGAGACUGGAUCUACGCCAACUCUCAAGGCCGCUCCAACGUCGAGAUCGAGGGCAAAAUCGGUCAAAUCAUAGACCAGGAAACGGGCGAGAGGAUACAAUUGCCCGUGCGCAACGAAACGGUCGUCGAUCUGAGCCGCACUCGUUUCGACAGCCGAAUGACCAUCUCGCAGCACGCCCAGUACAACCGCAUCCUCAACUCGCUCGUGUCGCGUUCGGGCGAGAGCUCGUAUACGGGCGCCAAAGUGAGCUAUCAGCGAAGAAAGGAGGUCGACUACUUUCAUCCGGCGCCAGGCGGCAAGGUGCGCGUCACCCGGGACGCCGAAACACUCGUCAUCAAACCGGAUGGCAUCAUCCAGAAGCAGAGGAUCGCCGACCUCAACAUCCACUGCCCGAAUCGACUGUUCGACUAUCGCAUCAGCAUCAACACCGAGGCACCCGCCGACAAGCCGACGUCCGAGCACGUCUCGAUCCGCGAAAAGAACCGCCUCUCGUACACGCAUCAGAACUUCAUCGUCGAUCUCACGCAGGUCACCGUGGCGGAGAAGCCGCAAGAGCCGAUCCACGAGCUCGAGAUCGAGAUUCGCGACGUGGCUCAGCUGAUGCAAGCCGCAUCGCAGGCCAAGGCCAAGGUCAACUCGAACGGGUCGGCGGCGAGCGCACAAGAGUGGACGCCGUUCGACGACCAAGUGCUCAUCUUCCUCAACAACAUCCGCAUGCUCAUCAGAAACGGCUCGGCGCCGGACGAGCGACGCUGA